This is a messenger RNA of Mesocestoides corti, 411 nucleotides long. The record is from the annotation of a GenBank genome assembly. Lineage: Eukaryota; Metazoa; Platyhelminthes; Cestoda; Cyclophyllidea; Mesocestoididae.
AUGACUACCAAAGAGGGUUCUGCUCUCAUCAAUUUACCAGAAGGGGUUUUCUACAAUCCUGUUCAGGAAUUUAAUCGUGACAUAACUAUUUGUGUUAUAAGGCAUUACCUUCAAAAACAUUUUAAAGAGUUCAUUGACAAAGGACUUAAAAAAGCGGUUGAACAUGGACAGCCAGAACCAGCAGUCUACCGCGGGUUAGCUGUUCUUGAGGCACUCGCUGCUUCUGGUUUACGUUCUGUGAGAUAUGCCAAAGAGAUACCACUUAUUUGCAGACUAGUAGCCAAUGAUCUUGACCCGGCGGCAGCGAAAUUGAUAUCUGAAAAUGCAAAAAUCAACAGUGUUGAAGACAUUGUAACAUCAUCCUGUGCGAACGCUGUAACGUUGAUGAUGGACUGUUCCAAGGAUAAGUAA